Messenger RNA from Phaeoacremonium minimum UCRPA7, 2724 nucleotides. Its product is annotated as putative spindle pole body component alp14 protein. Gene Ontology annotation, biological process: establishment or maintenance of microtubule cytoskeleton polarity; microtubule polymerization; mitotic spindle organization. Gene Ontology annotation, molecular function: microtubule plus end polymerase activity; microtubule plus-end binding. Gene Ontology annotation, cellular component: centrosome; spindle pole body; spindle pole. The transcript has 3 exons. Lineage: Eukaryota; Fungi; Ascomycota; Sordariomycetes; Togniniales; Togniniaceae. The record is from RefSeq and is a predicted model, not a curated record. The coding region runs from base 1 to 2724 and encodes 907 amino acids.
AUGGCGGAACAAGAAGAGGACUACAGCUCAUUGCCACUGACAGAUCGCUUUACUCACAAGGUAUGGAAAGUCCGAAAACAGGCCUACGAGGAGGCCGCCAAAAUAUUCGAGGCCACACCCGACGAGCACGACAAUGCGUUCAGACCCUUUCUCAUGGACCCGGGGAUGUGGAAGGGUGCCGUCGCCGAUAGCAAUGUCGCCGCCCAGCAAGACGGAAUCGCAGCGUUGUGCGCGUUCCUCAAAUUCGGCGGCAAGGAGAACUGUACAAGGACGAGAGGGUCAACGGUCACCCCCAUCGUCGAAAAGGGUCUUUCCUCCACGCGAGCGGCCACAAAAGCGUCCGCUCUCGAGGCGCUAUUACUCUACAUUGAGCUCGACGUCCCGGGCCCCAUAAUCGAGGACAUCCUCCCGGUGCUCUCCGCGAAGCAGCCAAAGGUUGUCGCCGCCGCCCUCGCAGCACUCACUACCAUCUUCCACAACUACGGCUGCAAGAUCGCCGACCCGAAGCCUGUUCUCAAAAUCCUGCCAAAGGUCUUUGGUCACGCGGACAAGAAUGUUCGAGCGGAGGCGACAAAUCUAGCCGUGGAGUUCUAUCGAUGGCUACGGGAGGCCAUGAAGCCCAUGUUCUGGGGAGACCUAAAGCCGACACAGCAGUCCGAUCUCGAGGCGCAGUUCGAGAAGAUCAAAGCCGAGGCCCCGCCGAAGCAAGAACGGUUACUACGCACGCAACAGGCAGCGCAGGCACGAGCUCCAGCUGCCGGAGCAGCAGCUGACGAAGAUGAAGGCGAAGACUUUGCUGAAGAGCCGGCCGAGAUUGACGCAUUCGACCUAGCAGAACCCCAGAAUGUCCUAAGCAAGGUCCCUGCUGAUUUCCAUGACAAUCUCGCAUCGUCAAAGUGGAAAGAACGUAAGGAAGCAUUAGAAGCUUUAUACGCAAUUCUCAAUGUUCCAAGGAUAAAGGAUGGCGAUUUCGGCGAGAUCAACAGGGGAUUGGCGAAGUGUAUGAAGGACGCCAACAUUGCGGUUGUCACCCAGGCCGCGCAGUGCAUUGAAGUGCUGGCCAAGGGCUUGCGCAAAAGCUAUGGCAAAUACCGAAGCAUUGUUAUGCAACCUAUCAUGGAAAGGCUGAAGGAAAAGAAGCAGUCCGUGGCGGAUGCCCUCGGCGCAGCACUUGAUCAGGUCUUCCUCGCGACCAGCUUGUCGGAAUGUCUCGAAGACAUAGUGUCAUUCUUGACCCACAAGAACCCGCAAAUCAAAGAGGGCAGCAUGAAGUUUCUUGUACGGUGUCUCCGGACAACGAGAGAUGUUCCUGCGAAAGCGGAGAUCUCACAGAUUGUGGAGUCUGCGAAGAAGCUGCUGUCCGAGUCGAGUGAAGGUCUGCGGUCAGGAGGUGCAGAAAUCUUAGGAACUGUCAUGAAGAUCAUUGGCGAGCGUGCCAUGAACCCCCAUCUAGAAGGCCUCGACGACAUCCGAAAGACCAAGGUGAAGGAGUUUUACGAGACGGCGGAAGUCAAGGCAAAGGACAAACCCAAGCCAGCACCGGCGCCCGCAGCACGUGGACCUCCAGGUGGUCCUAGAAAGGUUGUUGGAGGAGGUGGUGUGAAGAAAGCACCCAUAGGUGUCAAGAAAGCUGCACCGGUUGCUGCGGCUCCACCGCCUGCUGCAGAGCCUCUUGCCCCUCAACCGACAUCUCGGUCCGCACCGGGCAGCAAGCUUGGCAUGCCAAAGCCAUCCGGCCUAGGUGGUCUCAAAGCCCCUCAAAAGCGAACUCUCCCUGGCCCAGGCGGCGCAUCACCCCGGCGGCCCCUAUCUGUCGCGCCGCCAGCUCCAGUCGAAGAGGAACCUGCGCCUCCUCAGCCAAGACUGGGGAUGGCUCGAGGCGGACUCGCUGCCCGAUCCCUGGCAAAGCCUGCAACUGCUUCAUCCUUCCAGCCUCCUCAACCCGCAUCUCCGACGCCAUCAUCUGGGCUCACAGCCCUGGAACGAGCAGAGCUCGAAGAGCUUCGCGCCGCAAACGAUCGUCUAACACGUCAGGCAGAGGAGUUCCGCCAUGAACGGUCCAAGCUGCUGUCUGAGAUACAAGAGCUCAAAAAUCAGAAUGCAGGGUUAAUCGAGGACCACACGCGGGAUGUUCUAAGCAUCAAGGCAAAGGAGACACAAUUGGUCCGAGCACGGUCUGACGCUGAAGCUGCCGAGGGGACGAACGACCGCUUACGCCGAGAACUUGACCGCCUUAAGAGGGCUCUCAGUAAGGCAGAAGCACUCGGCGUGUCUCAAGGCGGCCUUGGUAGUCCAGGAUCUGCUGGCUUUGCUAGCCCAACCCACGACGACGUCGGCAUCUUUCGCGAUGGCGGAGCAGCUGGAUACCGGCCGGCGAGUGCGAAUAGGAAUCGCAUGAGCUAUACCAGCACGCUCUCCGAGGAGAAGGAGAACGGUGAAGCACCACCCUCAUAUCCCCGAUCCAAGCUGAGCCCCGAGCUUAGGUAUGCUGGCAGCGCAGCAAGCAGCGGAAGAGGGUCGCCUGCGAGAGGCUUCAGACGGCCCGUGGAUGUCGGCGGCGAUGACGGCGCUGCCGCAGGCCCAGGACCUACGUCAAGCGCCUCUAAUAUGGGCUCCGGUGGCGGCAAUGGUGUUGAAAGCUGGAAACGUGCCGCAGAAGUGACGAAUCAGCUGAAAGCAAGGAUAGAACAGAUGAAGGCUAAACAAGGAUUUGCGCGUCAAUAA